UUGGCUCCCACAGGGACAAAACCCCUUCGACCUGGAGUUUGACCAGUCCAACCACCUGGAGCCCGUUUUCAACUUCGAGUGCCCGCCCCGUCCCGACAUGCCUUCAAGUCAACCCAUCGACAUCCCUGAUGCCAAGAAGAGGAACAAGAAGAAGAAGCGCUGCAGGGCCACCGACAGCUUCUCGGGCAGGUUUGAGGAUGUUUACCAGCUGCAGGAGGAGGUGCUGGGAGAGGGGGCCCACGCCAGAGUCCAGUCCUGCGUGAACCUCAUCACCAACAAGGAGUACGCGGUGAAGGUAAAGCUCUGCCUCCCUCCCACCCCCGCCCCAGCUUCCCUUUCUGUCCCCCCCAGGCUGGAGCUCUCCCAGCUCCCAGAACCAUCCGGUGCUGGCACAGGACGACUUUUUCCUGGAGAGGGGCAGGGCUGGGCUGUGCAGCUCUGGCAGAACCCUCCCAGCCCCCUCUGCCCUUGGUGCCCACCCUUUGGGCUCACCUGCCUGUCCCCACAGUGUGGCUCAGCCGAGUACAUGGCCCCAGAGGUGGUGGAGGCCUUCAACGAGGAGGCCACGAUCUACGACAAGCGCUGUGACCUGUGGAGCCUGGGGGUCAUCCUGUACAUCAUGUUGAGUGGGUACCCCCCCUUUGUGGGCCACUGCGGCUCCGACUGCGGCUGGGACCGGGGCGAGGCCUGUCACACCUGCCAGAACAUGCUCUUUGAGAGCAUCCAGGAGGGGAAGUAUGAGUUUCCCGACAAGGACUGGGCACACAUCUCCUUCGGAGCCAAAGACCUCAUUUCCAAGCUGCUGGUGAGAGAUGCCAAGAAGAGGCUCAGCGCAGCCCAGGUCCUGGAGCACCCCUGGGUGCAGGGGUGUGCCCCGGACAACACCCUGCCAACCCCCAUCAUCCUGCAGAGGAACAGCAGUGCCAAAGAGCUCACCUGCUUCGCCGCCGAGGCCAUCGCUGUCAACCGCCAGCUGACGCGGCACGACGAGGACGAGGAGGAAGAGGCGGAGGAGGAAGCACGACCCAUCAUCAUCAAAGCUACCUCACGGGCCAUGCAGCUCUCCCCCCCCUCCGAGUCCAAGCUGGCCAAGCGCCGGCAGAAGAGCAGCCUGGCCAAGGCAGUGGCCGCCGGGCAGCACCUGGUGGCCCCGCUGGUCCUGGUGGCCGACCAAGCCUGAGCGGUGCCCCCUGCACCUGCUGGACCCCAUAUCCCCCCUUCUCCUUUCUUUCUUCCCCCCUUUCCCCCCCACCCAACCUCACCAUUUCCGGCUAGUGACAAGAUCAGGACUCGUCCCUGUGGCUGGUUUCCAAGGUUUUGCUGAUCUUGUAGGUCUGGGGGUGGGAGGGUUUGUUUAAGAUAUCUUUUUUUUUUUUAAGGUAUUAACUCAAGCGUGAGGUUGCUUCACCCAGGGCACACUCAAGGACAUCUGACAGACACAUGGACUUUUGUUCCCCGACUCUUGGUUUCUCCUCUGACAUUUCCCCCCCUCCCCGACACCAAAGGACUCUUUGUACCCGCGGCUGCUUUGACGAUUUCAGCUCAUUUCAUACUGUGAACAAAAGACCCUCGGUCGCGUUUCCAACAACGGGAGUCGCAUUUUAACCUCGUCCCUCCCCCCGGAGCUGCAGGUUUUUCUCCGAUGUUGGGGUAGAUCCCAUCAAACCCCCCUUUCCCGGGGGUCUGGGAGGCACCUCCGUCCCGUGCUGGGGGCUUCCCUGGCUCUGCUCCGGGGGGACACGGUGGGUGUUGUGCAGGGAACCGCUCAGGCCGGGGGGAGAUGGUGCCAGCGAGGGAGCAGUGCCCUGUCCCACCGAGCCACCCUCUCUCCUUGGCAUCCCAGAAUAAGCUAUUCACCCCCUUCUUUUCUUUCUUUUUCCUUUUUUUUAUUUUUUUUAUGAUUGUUGGUUUUAAACUGCUAGCUGUGCUUCUCUACAGGGCACAGAGAAAUGUCUUCCUUUCCUCCCUCC
Molecule: messenger RNA, 1970 nt
Organism: Manacus vitellinus (golden-collared manakin)
Lineage: Eukaryota; Metazoa; Chordata; Aves; Passeriformes; Pipridae
Gene: MKNK2
Product: MAPK interacting serine/threonine kinase 2
Exons: 7
Coding region: 98-1180 (360 amino acids)
Biological process (GO): protein autophosphorylation; peptidyl-serine phosphorylation; intracellular signal transduction
Cellular component (GO): nucleus; cytoplasm
Molecular function (GO): calcium/calmodulin-dependent protein kinase activity; calcium-dependent protein serine/threonine kinase activity; calmodulin binding
Source: RefSeq, a predicted model, not a curated record